Messenger RNA from Nematolebias whitei (Rio pearlfish), 1940 nucleotides. Its product is annotated as neurofilament heavy polypeptide. Lineage: Eukaryota; Metazoa; Chordata; Actinopteri; Cyprinodontiformes; Rivulidae. The coding region runs from base 1 to 1884 and encodes 627 amino acids. The transcript is spliced from 15 exons. The record is from RefSeq and is a predicted model, not a curated record. Gene Ontology annotation, molecular function: protein binding.
AUGUCCUCGGAGGACAGCGACGCUCUGCUGUCUUUAAUCCACAAACACCUGCAGGUGAACGGCUACAAAAAGGCCGCGAAGGUGCUGGAGAAGCAGCUAGCUCCGGUGGAGAGUUCGUCGGAGAACUCGACCCUACAGAACAUCUACACACAAUGGUUGAGUUUUUCUUCUUCAGCUCAAGACGCCAAGCAGGAGUCUGAAAACUCUGAGAACUUCAAGAGCAGAAGAACUGAACCAGAGCCCGAUACCACUGAGGGAGAAGAGUCUGCAGGACCAGAACCCUGUACUCUCACAGGACCAGAGUCUGCAGGACCAGAACCCUGUACUCUCACAGGACCAGAGUCUGCAGGACCAGAACCCUGCACCCUCACAGGAGAGGAAGCAGACCUCAAGCCUUCACUCGAGGCAGAUGUUGAGUCCUCUGAGCAGCAGCUGGAUGCUGCUGGAACCCAAACGGGUCAGAAGUCCGACUCCUCCAACGGCGAAGAAGAGGGAAACCAGGAAGAACCGAACGCAGAGAGAGAACUGGAGGAGAAAAGCUCUUCGGACCCAGAUCCCGCUCAGGGGGACUCUGACCCGACGGUCUUGACCCGGUCCGAUCAGGCGCAGAAACCUCAGAACUCUGACACGGCCGUGGAUCAGGAGGAGCAGGAGAAACGAGAAGCUUCAGCUUCCUCCUCUUCAUCAUCAGAGGAUGAAGAGGACCAUGCUGCUGCAGAGCGAUCCCGUGGGGCCGAGAGCGAAGCCCCGCCCCCUGCAGACGUCGGUGUAAAGGAAGAGGAGAGCUCUGAGAGGACAGAGGACAUCUAUGUGUCUCAGAGGACGGAAGACGGCGUCUGUGUCUCUCAGAAAACAGAAGAUGACAUCUGUGUGUCUCAGAAGAUAGAGGACAUCUAUGUGUCUCAGAGGACGGAAGACAACAUCUGUGUGUCUCGGAAGACAGAGGACGGCGAGACGACGCCUGAGGACCAAAGUGAAGCUGAGCUCAACGACGAACAUGUAGACGUCUUCAUCAGCGAAGCAGCCGAGCUGGAUCCACAGCCUGAGGAGCUCUGCAGAGAGACCAGAACCCAGAAGAAAACGGAUGAAACAGAAACUCUGAACACCGACGUAGACGCUCCUCCGAGCAGAAAAAAGAAAAAGAGCGCAACGAGACGCGAGGAAGAGGUCGCUCCAGAGAAGAAAAAGGUGAAGAAGAGAAAAAGGGCAAAGGAUGAGGUGGAAGAGGAACCUGCAGUCGCUCCGUCGGCAAACAAGAAGAAGAAGAAGAAGAAGGUUAAAGACGUGGAGGAGAGUCCGACAGAAACUGCACAGAAGAGCAACGAGGAGCUGAAGUCUGAAGCUGCUCCAGCAGGGGGCGCCGAAGAACGAUCCUCUCUGCUUCCGACCAAAACGAAGAGGCGGAGGAGGAAGAACCAGAGACAGAGACUUCAGAUGAAAGGAGCGAUGAUGAUGAUGAUGGAGACUAGAAGCAUCAACCCACCUGCAGGAAGAGAAAAACUGAAGCAAAAAGAAACCAAAGACGACCCGGUACCAGAGGACCAAACACCAGAGAGGGCAAACACUGAACCUGAAGGAAGUUCAGAAGAAAACCAGCCUCCAAAGAAACAGAAGAAGAAGAAGAGGAAGAGAUCUGUGAAGGCUGAGGAAGAAAACCGGAGCCCCGAGCCUCCAGCAUCCGCAACGUUUUCAAACGGACAGAAGAAGAAAAAGAGAAAAGAAAAGACCGAAGGUUCAGGUCCAGUUCCUGAGGACCGGCCUCCAUCAAAGAAAAGAAAGAAGAAGGACAAACAGGAAGAGGCGGAGCCUGACGACGGCGCACAAACUCCUCCAGCUGCCACGAAAAAGAAGAAAUCCUCCAAAAAGAAGUUGAUCGGAUGUUGAACCAACAGGGGGACAUCUGGACCUGAAGACAGACGAGGACUUUCUGGGGAGGCAUC